Angiostrongylus costaricensis is the source of this 1530-nucleotide messenger RNA. The record is from the annotation of a GenBank genome assembly. Lineage: Eukaryota; Metazoa; Nematoda; Chromadorea; Rhabditida; Metastrongylidae.
AUGUCUCUGCUGAUCAAGAACGGUACGGUUGUGAACGAAGACGCGAUGUUCAAGGCGGACGUACUUGUCAGAGGUGCUGUUAUCGUUGAAAUAGGAUCAUCACUAAAAGCUGGAAACGAUGUCCAAGUUCUGGAUGCUGAAGGGAAAAUGGUAAUACCGGGUGGGAUUGAUCCACACACUCAUAUGCAGUUGCCGUUCAUGGGUGGGGUGGCUGUAGAUGACUUCUAUCAUGGCACCCGAGCAGCGCUGGCCGGCGGCACGACUACGAUAAUUGAUUUUGUCAUUCCAACAAAGGAAAGCACACCGUUACCAGCAUAUAAGCAAUGGAGAAAAUGGGCAGAUCCAAAGGUGUGUUGUGAUUACGGGCUCUCUAUGGCGAUUACCAGCUGGAGCCCUGAAGUCGAAAGAGAAAUGGAAGAAGUCGUCAAGCCUGAAUACGGAAUCAAUUCAUUCAAAUUUUUUCUCGCCUAUGCUGGAAUGUUUAUGGUUCAUGACGACGAAUUCUAUCAAGGUUUGCUCACUUGUUCACGACUUGGAGCAUUGGCACGUGUUCAUGCUGAAAAUGGUCCAGUGAUAGCUGAAAAGAGUAAAGCUCUACUUAAGCAAGGAAUCACAGGGCCAGAAGGUCAUGCUCAAAGUCGACCAGAAGAGCUGGAAGCUGAAGCGACAAAUCGAGCAUGUGUUUUGGCAUCACAAGCGAACUGCCCACUCUACGUGGUACAUGUGAUGAGCAAAGGAGCUGCAAAAGCUAUCGCUCACCAUCGACAAAAAGGGAACAUAAUUUUUGGCGAGCCGAUUGCAGCUGGUCUUGCUGUUGAUGGCUCCCAUUACUACAACAAGGAUUGGUGUCAUGCGGCUCGAUACGUCAUGUCUCCACCACUUAGUCGCGACCCGUCUACUCCAGAAGCUCUUAUGGAUUUGCUAGCUGCUGGCGAACUUCAUCUUACUGGUACUGAUAACUGCACUUUCAAUUGCGAACAGAAGAUGGCCGGUCGUCAUGACUUCACAAAGAUUCCAAAUGGUGUGAAUGGAGUAGAGGACCGUAUGAGCGUGGUCUGGGACAAAGGAGUCCAUACCGGAAAGAUUGAUCCCAUGAGAUUUGUACAGAUUACUAGUUCUAUGGCAGCAAAAAUCUUCAAUAUUUACCCAACAAAGGGAAGAAUAGCCGUCGGGUCAGAUGCUGACAUUGUGAUAUGGAAUCCCACGGCGACUAGAACGAUCUCCAAAAAUACUCAUCAUCAUGCGGUGGACUUUAAUAUUUUCGAAGGAAUAACGGUACAUGGAGUCGCUGAGACCACCAUUUCUCGUGGACGUGUCGUAUGGAUGAACAACACAUUAACCGUCGAAGCAGGGUCGGGACGAUUCAUUCCACUGAAGCCUUAUUCGCCUACCGCAUUUGCGACUAUUCAACAGCGAGCGAAGGUGAAUAACAAUAUCUAUGGUCGAACGCGCCGUGCAAAACACACAUUGAAUCGAUCCUGGCUCCCCAAGCCCACUAAGCCCCCCAUUCCUCCGGAGUCGGCAGACUGA